GGGGAACCAAAACAAAUCCAUGCUCGACGAGACCUCCUUAUCACGUUGGUUGUUAGUAUCAUCAAAGAACAAUGGGGAAGAAGAAACGACAGCACCGGCGGAAGGACCGGGAGGACAAGAUGUUUGACGCGCAUGACGACGUGAUGCAAGAUGUGGAUGUGGACCUGGACCGCCGGCUGGGGGCCAAAGUCACUUCAAAACAGAAGAAGAGAAUGAAGAGGAAACUCAUGAGGGAAAUGAGGAUGAAAGAACAAAUGGACCGGUACAAAGGCAAAGAGGGCAAAGACGAAUACACGGGAUGGCAUACUAUCAACAUACAAGGAGAUACACCACUGGAGAAGAAUUUCAUCCUUUCAAGCAUCGGGAGUGAUGUGGAGGUGGAGUUCCGCCCUCUGGGCUUCUUCAAGAUGGGGAACACAAGUGGAUUUUACCUUGAGAAGAAUGCUUCUGCUGCAAAUGCCAUUGUUGCACUUGACAAGAGACUCCAAGGGCCAGAUGGAAGUCGGCUCAAGAUCAACCUGAAGAAGUGUGAAACCCCUGACCUCGUGUUGAACACAGACCAGUUACAGGUUUUACGAGACGUUCUUUCUCAGAGAUUCAACGGUGAAGCCUGCUUGUUAGAUCUCUCUAAUUUUCAUUAUGAGCAAAGAUUUUUAGAUCAGGACAUCCUGGCUCCUCUGGCUAGUACCUCCAUCAUGAAGCAUGUUGUUCGUAUGAUCAGAGAAAAUGUGCCUCAGCUGAAAGCACUCAAUUUGAGCAAGAAUAACAUCAAAGUAAAACAUUUGAAAGGUUGUUAG
Messenger RNA from Penaeus indicus, 797 nucleotides. RefSeq names its product nuclear RNA export factor 1-like. Lineage: Eukaryota; Metazoa; Arthropoda; Malacostraca; Decapoda; Penaeidae. Gene Ontology annotation, cellular component: cytoplasm; nucleus. Gene Ontology annotation, molecular function: RNA binding. Bases 72 to 797 code for a protein of 241 amino acids. The transcript has 3 exons. Gene Ontology annotation, biological process: poly(A)+ mRNA export from nucleus. The record is from RefSeq and is a predicted model, not a curated record.